Messenger RNA from Caenorhabditis remanei, 741 nucleotides. RefSeq lists its product as uncharacterized. Lineage: Eukaryota; Metazoa; Nematoda; Chromadorea; Rhabditida; Rhabditidae. Gene Ontology annotation, cellular component: cytosol; preribosome, large subunit precursor; nucleolus. The transcript is spliced from 3 exons. Bases 1 to 741 code for a protein of 246 amino acids. Gene Ontology annotation, biological process: cytosolic ribosome assembly; assembly of large subunit precursor of preribosome; ribosomal subunit export from nucleus. The record is from RefSeq and is a predicted model, not a curated record. Gene Ontology annotation, molecular function: ribosomal large subunit binding.
AUGGCUCUUCGCGUCGAUUACGAAGGAUCCAACGACGUCGGUGUGUUCUGCACACUCACCAACAGCUAUUGUCUCGUCGGCGUCGGUGGCACACAGAAUUUCUACAGUAUUUUGGAGGCGGAGCUUAGCGAUCUGAUUCCAGUUGUUCACACAUCGAUUAACUCGACAAGAAUUGUUGGAAGACUUACAGUUGGAAAUCGUCACGGACUUCUCGUGCCAAACGCCACCACCGAUCAGGAGCUCCAACAUCUCCGAAAUUCGCUUCCAGACGAGGUCGCCAUUCGUCGAGUCGACGAGCGUCUCUCCGCUUUGGGAAACGUCAUCGCGUGUAAUGAUCACGUCGCAAUUGUUCAUGCAGAGAUCAGCGCAGAGACCGAGCAGGCUCUCGUAGAAGUGCUGAAAGUGGAGGUAUUCCGUGUGUCUCUCGCUCAGAACUCUCUCGUCGGCAGCUAUUGUGCUCUCAGCUCUAACGGAUGCCUCGUAGCUGCUCGUACUCCACCAGAGACCCAGAGAGAGCUCGCCGCUCUUCUUCAGAUUCCAGUCGUCGCCGGUACAGUCAACAGAGGUUCAGAGCUCAUCGGAGCCGGUAUGGUCGUCAACGAUUGGGUCGCGUUCUGUGGUCUGGACUCGACUUCCACAGAGCUGUCGGUUGUCGAAUCGAUUUUCAAGCUCGGCGAGCAAGGAGCACCGACCAGCAUCAGCAAUCAACUCAGAGACACUCUCAUCGAGAGUAUGCUCUAA